This is a messenger RNA of Corticium candelabrum, 2008 nucleotides long. RefSeq names its product selenoprotein N-like. Gene Ontology annotation, cellular component: endoplasmic reticulum membrane. The record is from RefSeq and is a predicted model, not a curated record. Gene Ontology annotation, molecular function: calcium ion binding. NCBI's taxonomy places the organism in Eukaryota, Metazoa, Porifera, Homoscleromorpha, Homosclerophorida, Plakinidae. The transcript is spliced from 9 exons. Gene Ontology annotation, biological process: calcium ion homeostasis; skeletal muscle fiber development.
CGGUCAGUUAUCCGGGCUAUUCUUGCAGAAGCUUCCAGAUGAUUGCGUUACUGGCGAUUUGUCUAUAAUGACGCAUUUUCCAGAAUGAGUGGAGAGAAAGAAUCUGAAUCGCCACCCAAUGCAGAUGGUAGAAGAAACGAGGACACGCCGACGACGCCUCCAGCUCCUCGUUGCAAGUUUUUUCGCAGCUUGCUCAAACAAGUGUUUCUACCUACUGUGUUGAUUGUGGCUGCUGCUUAUAUCAUUCAGCGUCGUGGAUGGUGCCUGGUGUACUCUCCUGAUGUUGAACUUCCGGGACAGGGCGAGAUGAUGUUCUAUGCAUACGACAUAAACAGGGAUGGCUUUAUUGACAAACUAGAAUUUCAGUUUCUUGUUACCAAGUUGGAUGCAAAUGCAACAUUUAGUUUUGAAGAUGACUUGGACCCAGAUGUUGAAGUUGUUAAUAUUACUGCAAAGAUGCAACCGUUUCAUCUUGAAUCAAUGAAGAAAGCUAAAGAUGCUUGGAUUUAUUCAACAGGCAGUGAUCUUACAAUGACUGGACUUCGGAAUUGGAAAACUGUAGUAGUACCAUCUCAGCUCUACAGUGUUCACAAUUUUCGAUCAUUUAUGCCUGAUAGAAAUGUAGAUGUUGGUCAGGUUUAUUCAGUUAUUGGAAAGAACACGUUCUUUUAUGAACUUUUGACCAGCACGCGAUAUUUUCCACCUUCACCAGAAGGCAAAGAAGUUCUUCUCUAUCGUCUCCUGGCUCAGCUUCAUCCGCGUCCAUUUGUGCACAUGAGGUUUCCACCUCAGGGCUCUAUAGCUACUGUUCGGGCAGAAAACGAAGAAUACUUAGAUAUUGUGUUUCGGUGUCAUGUGGAAUUUCAAAUGAAUGAGCCACCACUGUUUCCAUAUUGGUUUACUCCUGCACAACUUUCUGGACGAUUGAUAAUAAAGAGGGACGCAUCUCAUCUAAGGCACUUCAGCUUGUAUCUGCCAACGAACAAGUCUUUGAAUGUUGAUAUGGAGUGGCAGAUAGGUCCUGGAGAAAUGUCUGAGAAAGCACCCCAUGAUCAGGAAGCAAGUUUUCAAAGCAACAAUGAAGUAGACAUCGGUUUCAUGCCCGAGUUAUCGCUAUUUUCAUCUGAGCCAUCACACUUGCAGUCACUCGAAGCAAAUCCAACAGAAGGCAUGAAUGAUGAAGGCAUAACUUGGGAGAACGUCAUAUCAGUUGAAGAAGCACAGCAGCGGCUAGAGCUGCACUUUUAUCCAUUCAAAAGAAUUCCAUACAUGCCUUUUAAAGACGCUUUCAGCAAGGCUAAGGCUGAGAACAAACCAGUGCACCAAAUUUUACUUUGGGGUGCACUGGAUGAUCAGUCUUGCUGAGGUUCAGGGCGGACACUCCGGGAAGGGGCCCUGGAGUCUCCGCCCAUUAUUAAUCUUCUUGCCAACAGCUUUGUCAGUAGUUGGUCUCUUGUUGUUGAUCUUGAAGAACUAGCUAAGAACUCAACAGAUGACGAAGUAGCCAAGCUUGCUCAGGCUUCUCUGGAUGCAUACAAGUUUCCAGUUCAGUCUCUCGUGAUGAGCCCUGAUGGUCAAGUAUUGAACAACAUCAAUGCUAACGAUCUUCUCGAUGCUGGCACUCAAACAAAUCCUAUAGAAGAGAUCAUUGAAGACCCAAUCAACGGUAUGUACAUCAAGUUUCUGAAAGAUGGUCUUGUCAAGUUUAGUGAAAUCUAACUCUUCUACUCACCUACAUAAGUUUAUGCAGACUUUACUGGUUUUUGUUGCCCCGCAGAAACCAGGAAUUGCUACAUGUCUUAAUUGUUAAUUGAUACCUUUAGUUGCUCAUGAUGAUAGUAUUGCUUGAAACCUUUGUGGCUGGCAAUACCUGAUGGUAGGGCAAAGUGGAGGUAACUGAGAAUUGCACUGGUUGUUAUGAAGUUUGUAGCUAUGGAAGUCAGUUUGCUUUUAUAUGCAGUGUCUUACUAUAGCUACAUCUUGCAAAUACAUUGAACUAAGACUUCUA